Acanthoscelides obtectus is the source of this 3867-nucleotide messenger RNA. The record is from the annotation of a GenBank genome assembly. Lineage: Eukaryota; Metazoa; Arthropoda; Insecta; Coleoptera; Chrysomelidae.
UUUGAAUUUACCGCUCGUUCACGUGGGUUCGAUUUGAAAUGUGUUGAAUCUUGAAUCUGUCAAUGUCAUUAGUCAAAAAAUGUUCCGCGUUGGAGAGGUUAUAAACUUGUGUAAAUCUAUUUUUCUUCAGUGAAAAUGGGAGAAAUAAACUCAUAAUUUUUAUAAAAUGCUCCCUACCAAAGGUUAUUUUCAAGACAUCGAAUGCCCCUACUUCAAUAGUUCAUGCGGAAGGCCGUACUGCCAUUUCAGGCAUAAGAAAAAGUUAUCUGAGGCGGUAGACGAUGUAAGCGAGCCAGAAAAAGAAGAUUCAAGCUGCGUCCCAACGUAUAAGCCAACUCCAAAGAGCCAGCUAGCAAAUAUUCAAAAGCAGAGCCACAUUCCUAUUAGUUAUGUGCCUGAUUUGUCAUUCAGACACACUAGCACUUCAAGACCUGCAUUGAAGAUAGAAAAGCCUGUAUACAAGCCUACACCCCUCAGUAUAUUAUCAUAUGCCAAUAGGAGGGGAUCAACAGUGACUGAAGAGAAUGGAGAACCACAUAAAGAACACAUUGUUGAAGCUAUAAAAGAAUUGAAGCAGAAAGUAGCUGAUAGUGAAUAUAAUCCAGCAUCAACCUUUCCAUCUGCAAGUGAUAUUAAUUUUGAAGAACUUAAUAGUGAGUUUGAAUUGAUAGAUGAAAUAAUCAAUGCUGAUGAAAAUUCAAACAAUGAAGGUGAACAGGAGCAUGAUCCUUGUGAUAUUCUUAGUGGUAUUAAUAAGGAAAUUGACAAACUACAUCAAGAUAUACAAGAAAUCAAAUCUGAUGUGUCAGAUGAUGUUAAAAAAAGCAAUAAGGAGCAAAAUAUCUCUGAUGAGAAAGUAAAACUAGAUGGAAAAGGUAAAGAUAAAGAAAAAAAGAAGGAAGGGAGCAGUAGUAGCAAAAAAUCUAAAAGUACAAGUGAGAAGGACUCUGAGAGGACUGAAAAAAGACAUGUUAGUUCUUCGAAGGAUAAAGAAAAGGCAAGAAAAGCUAUAAAAUCUGAAAAAGAAAAGCACAAGGAUGAGAAGACAGAUAAAAACAACACAGAUAAGAAGUCAGAGAGGCUGAAAGAUGGAGAUGUUAAGGAAGAUAAAGAUAAGAUUCAGAGAGAUAAGCAUGACAAAUCAGAUAAAGCAAAAAGUAUCUGUAAAGAUAAGAAAGCAGAAAAAUCUGAUAAAAGCAAAACUCAUAAAAGCAGUAGUAGGGAAAAACAUAGAAAAGAAGAGCAUGAUGCUAGGAAUGAAACCGAAUCAGAAAUAGAAUCAAAAAGUAGUCAUAAGAGCAAACACAAAAGUAAAGAAAGAAGAAGUAGAAGCGAGAGCAUAGACUGCGACAGCAGAAGUAACAGUAAAGAAAGAAGAAAAACUAAAGAAACUCGUAAAGAUAAAACAAAGCAGAAAAGUAGAGAGAUAAGUAGAAGUAGGAGCAGAAGUAGGAGUACCAGUAAGGAAAAGAACAAAAUUAAAGAAAAAGAAAAAUCUAGGCAUAAGAAUAAAAAAAAGAGCAGAAGUAGGAGUAGAAGCAAAGAACGAAAGAAGAGCGAUAGUAGUAAGGAAAAGAGAAAAAGCAAGGAAUCUUCAGAGAAUGAGAAACAUAGGAAACAUUCAAAGUCCAGACAUAAAGACAAUCAUAGAGAUAAGGAUAAAUCCUAUACAUCUAGUGACAAAACAGAAAACUUGAGAAAAACUACUAAAAGUAGUAAUGACGAAAGUGAUGCAUACAAAUCUCACCAAAAAGUGAAGAAAAAACGGAUAAUGAAUGAAGAUUGCAGUAGCAGUGAAGAUGAAAAGGAUAUGCCAGUGCCUUAUGACAAUGUCAUUGAUGAGAGUUUGUUAGAUUUAGAUAUAGAAGAUGAAAAUGAAACAAUGUUGGAGUGCUACAGAAUAUUCAAUGAGUACAAACCACAACCUGUACAGCAAGAGCAGUUACCUACAACAUCCUCUCAAUCAUCAAUUGAAAUGAGGGAUGAAGAAGAUGUGAAACAGUAUGUGGGGAAGAAAAGGAUAGCACAUACAAAUGCAGAGAAGUCUGUAAACUUUUCACAGCCAGCACUCCCUUCCAAAGUGAGCCAUGCUACUCCUGGACAGAUGUUAGCAAACAGAUAUAAACUAGCUAAGGAAGCACAGGCUAGUAGAGAACAAGAGCUGAUAAUGAAUGAGCUUGAGCAGCAAACAGCGCCAAUGAAACGACCUGCCCAAACCUUAUUGGAGGCAGCCAGGGAGAGAAAAUUGAUUAGGUUAGCAAAUGCUCAAGUAAAACCUCCAAGUGCCAAUAUUGUCGAUGAAAUUAUCAAGGGCACCUCAAAGACAAUAUCCAUGCCUCAAGUUAAGCUCCAGAAGAAAAUAGCUCCUGCACAGAAUGUCAUGAUGAUACAGAAGGCUAAAGAAAGGAUCUCGAAGAUUAAGCAUGUGACUCCAGUCAAAACUGUGGCACAGACCCAGAAAGGAGGUCGGAUAGCUCACGUUCCCGAUGUCUCUUUGGCAGAUAUCCCUGAUGUCUUACAAGCAGACAAAUCAAAACUACCUGUGAAUGUCAGGACGAGAUUUUUAACCAUGAUAGCAGAUGAGUGUGUCAAAUUAUACAUAUCUAAAGAAGAAGCAUUUGCCAGGGCAUUAAAUGAAGAAUUUGCUUGCUAUGAAAAAUGCAAGGUGCUCGCUACUUACAGAAAUUCGGCCAUGUUGGCAGUGAAUAGACUGAGAAAAGAAAUUCAGGAACGUGAUAGAUCUGGCUUAGGUCUGAUUGGACUGGGUGAGGAUCCUAAUAGAAGUAGCUCAGAUGCAGACGGCGAGAAGUUUUACAAUGCCGUGAAAAAGUGGGUGCUGACAGAUGAGGAACUGGACAUCCAUGGAUAUCCAAGAGAAAGUACAGAACACCAUGGAAAGGCUGUGAUAAAGAAUUUCAAGAGUCAGUUGCCAUGCAAUCUCGACGAGAAUCAGAGGAUAUGUGCAAGGUGUCACAAGACCUACCAAGUAGAUGAUGACGGUUGGCCGCUGUUUGACGAAGAAUGCCUGUACCAUCCUUUAAGAAAACGCACGAUUCGCGGCGAACAGACUUACCUUUGCUGUCGCAGCAAUGACGAUAGCGGAUGCGCCACUUCCGACACCCAUGUAUCGGAAGCAAUGAUGACUGGGGAGCUGGAUGGCGUCCAGACCACCAUGGAACCCGAAAGUGAAGAUGAUAGACGCAGCUACGCAGUGUACGCUCUGGAUUGUGAGAUGUGUUACACCACCAAAGGUCUUGAACUUACCAGGGUAACCAUUGUGGACACAGAGUGCAAAACAGUGUACGAAUCUCUAGUGAAACCUCUUAAUCCGAUCAUCGAUUACAACACGAGAUUUUCGGGUAUUACCAAAGAGCAGAUGGAUAGGACUGGUACGAAUUUGCUGCAGGUUCAAGCAAAUAUUCUGCAUUUGUGCAAUUCCAGUACUAUUUUGGUAGGGCAUAGCUUGGAGUCCGAUAUGAAAGUUCUGAAGAUCGUCCAUAGCAAUAUUAUCGAUACUGCAGUAUUAUUUCCGCAUAAAAUGGGAUUGCCUCAUAAGAGAGCUCUAAAAGCGCUGGCUAGUGAAUAUUUGCGGAAAAUAAUACAGAAUGACGUCAAUGGCCAUGACAGUGCGGAAGACGCAAUUACUUGCAUGGAAUUGGUUAAAUGGAAACUGAAAGAGGAGCUCAGAGGGAAAAAGUAAACAUAUUUGUCUCGUAAAACUGUAAAAAUUGUAAUUAAGAAUAAUUUAUUUGCACUGUCUGGUGCCCAGUAUAAAUAAUUUUCUGUACAGCUGAGAUGUUAUAGUUUUUUGUAUUUGAUUGUAAUGAUAAGAUGACUAAGAUGGAAUAAACACUAAGUUUAUACGAA